AUGCAAGACAGGCUUAAUGCACUUACAAGUCGAUUCGACAAUCAAGAAAUUGAUGUUCAAGAAUAUUUACAAGCUCAAAUUGAAGAAAAACGUAUGAAAUUUGAAUUUGAAUUAGAAACAAAACGUAUGCGACGAAGAAGUGAACAAGAACACGAAAUUCGUAAUUUACAAAUGCUAGUUGCUCUGUCUCGACCUCAGCAACAAUAUCCAAUUACUUUAACCUCCAUUCCUACUUCGUUCUUUACUCGAGUACAAUCAACGCAACCCUCUGCUGGUGCAGUUUUCAUCGGAACUCAAUCACAAGCUUGCCCUACCGCUGUCGGAGGAAGUCUACCUAAAUCAAGUGGUGAUGAUCGAUAUGAGAUGUUAUAG
This is a messenger RNA of Rotaria sp. Silwood1, 372 nucleotides long. The record is from the annotation of a GenBank genome assembly. NCBI's taxonomy places the organism in Eukaryota, Metazoa, Rotifera, Eurotatoria, Philodinida, Philodinidae.